Prorocentrum cordatum is the source of this 972-nucleotide messenger RNA. Lineage: Eukaryota; Dinophyceae; Prorocentrales; Prorocentraceae. The record is from the annotation of a GenBank genome assembly.
GGCGAGGCGGGUGAGAAGUUCAAGAGUUUGGAUCAUAACGCCCAGAUGAGCGCGUGGAAGAUGUUCGAGAGGAGCAGGCAGAGCGGAGGUGCUGAUAGAGAUUGCAAGGGCUCAACAAAGGGCAGCGGGGCAAACGAGAAGAAGCAGACGCUGCUCAAGAAGUGGAUCUUGGACAAGGGCAAGUGCGGCGGCCACUGCAUGAGCUGCAUGCAGGAGAUCAGCAUCAACAAGUCCAGGACAGUGGCUGAGGAUUGGGCGCCGCUCGCCACGGCAGAGAGGCGCUGGAGGAAGACCGAGCUGGCCGAGGGAGUCAAGGGUGGCACCAUCAGGGCUCGGCGCGAUCCGAAGGGCACUCGCUUCUGGGAGUUCCAGAGUGUGACGGAUACGAAGGCCAACCCCUACCUGCUCAACGGGGAUGACUUCGACAUGGCCAAGCCUGGCGACGAGGACGACGAUUCUGACGAGGGGCAGGAGGGCUCCGCCAAUCUCGACUCAGACUUGGCGAAGACGCUCGGCAUCAAGAAGAUUACACAUCAGCCGAAGCAGAGUGCUUCGCAGGCUGGCAAGGGUGGAGCUGCCGAUUGGGAUGCGAUGUCUCAGAUCUACGGCGUGGCAAAUCAAGAUGCGAAGGCGAGGCUCAUCAAUCUCAAGAUGGCGAUGGGAAAGGACGAGUCGUUCUUGGACCAAGUGAACAUCAAGUACUUCCAGAGGGACCCGCCUGCGCACAAGGGCGACGUCGCGAAGCAGCGCAGUCCCCCGAAGAAGAUGACCAACGUGUUGGGGGAUAUCAAGAAGUGCCGCCCUUCAUCCGAAGUUAAUAAAGAGCCCGUGAAGAAAAUGCCGAUGAUCUGCAUUGCCGUCAUGUGCGACGUCGAGGAGUUCAAAGCUGACCUGAAGAAGGGGGGCGUUACGUUCACUGCCAAGAAGAACCCGAACAUGGACAGCAUUGCAGAGGACGGCGAGGACCCGUGA